Messenger RNA from Aureobasidium pullulans EXF-150, 444 nucleotides. RefSeq names its product UBC-like protein. The transcript has 2 exons. Lineage: Eukaryota; Fungi; Ascomycota; Dothideomycetes; Dothideales; Saccotheciaceae. The record is from RefSeq and is a predicted model, not a curated record. The coding region runs from base 1 to 444 and encodes 147 amino acids.
AUGCUGUCGCAGGAGCUUCUGAAAAUCCAAGGUCAAUUGGCUCCCGGCAUCACUCUCGUAUCAGCAGAAAACCUCAAGACAUGGCUCAUGGACAUCCAAGUCAUGGACGCAAACCCCAUCUACCAAGGCAACAUCUUCCGUCUCAAGUUUGAGUUCAGCAACAACUAUCCGAUAGAACCACCGGAAGUCGUCUUUGUGCGUCAUUCUGACCGCCCCAUCCCCAUGCACCCUCACAUCUACACCAACGGCAUCAUCUGUCUGGACUUGCUCGCUGCUCAAGGCUGGUCACCGGUCCAGAAUGUUGAGAGCAUUUGCUUGAGCAUUCAAAGCAUGUUGACCGGCAACUCCAAGAACGAGCGUCCUCCUGGUGACGCCGAUUUCGUCAGAAACAACCGUCUCCGCCCUCGCGAUGUUGCUUUCCACUUCCACGACAAUGAGGUUUGA